AUGGGUGCAGCAACGGAGAUGGACCCGGAUGCUGCUGAAGAAUUUGCAACGAAACAGGAGUUCAGGAGAGCAGAGGAACGCUAUACUCAGAAACACGAGAACACCUCAAAAUGGGCGAAAGACAUUAUGCACCGCGGUUUACAUGUCCAGGACGAAAGGACUCGGAAAAUGAAUUCUCUCGAGUAUAGCAAUAGUGAUGAUGAAGACGAGUCGUCCGAUAUUGAUUCCGGCCCAGAUGAGUCAGAGAUUGGUCAUGAUUUGUUGAGGGUCAUGUGGCAAGGAUUAUGA
Messenger RNA from Oldenlandia corymbosa var. corymbosa, 288 nucleotides. The record is from the annotation of a GenBank genome assembly. NCBI's taxonomy places the organism in Eukaryota, Viridiplantae, Streptophyta, Magnoliopsida, Gentianales, Rubiaceae.